Hipposideros armiger (great roundleaf bat) is the source of this 1606-nucleotide messenger RNA. It is a transcript of the gene PPP1R11, whose product is annotated as protein phosphatase 1 regulatory inhibitor subunit 11. The transcript is spliced from 3 exons. The coding region runs from base 204 to 584 and encodes 126 amino acids. Gene Ontology annotation, cellular component: nucleus. Gene Ontology annotation, molecular function: protein serine/threonine phosphatase inhibitor activity; protein phosphatase 1 binding. NCBI's taxonomy places the organism in Eukaryota, Metazoa, Chordata, Mammalia, Chiroptera, Hipposideridae. The record is from RefSeq and is a predicted model, not a curated record.
CGGAAGCGGAGAGCCGGAAGUGGGGUGGACGGUUAUCCCCAGGGGUAGAGAAGCGGAGGCCCAGGAGGAGGGGGAGAAAAGAAGGUGGAGGAUCCUGGCAUCUACUCUGAAUCUGAUACCGCUUCUCUUAGACCCCAGAGACACAGACCAAGGGAAGGGUGCCUCAUCCCUUCCUCCCCUCCUCCCUUUCCCCAGCCUUAGCCAUGGCCGAGGCAGGGGCCGGGCUGAGUGAGACCGUCACUGAGACAACAGUUACCGUGACAACCGAGCCCGAGAACCGGAGCCUGACCAUCAAACUUCGGAAACGGAAGCCAGAGAAAAAGGUGGAAUGGACAAGUGACACUGUGGACAAUGAACAUAUGGGGCGUCGCUCAUCAAAAUGCUGCUGUAUUUAUGAGAAACCUCGGGCCUUUGGCGAGAGCUCCACGGAGAGUGAUGAGGAGGAAGAGGAGGGCUGUGGUCAUACACACUGUGUACGGGGCCACCGCAAAGGACGGAACCGUGCAACCCCCGGACCCAGCCCCACCACGCCUCCCCAGCCUCCUGACCCUUCCCAGCCUCCUCCAGGGCCAAUGCAGCACUAAAUUCCUCUCUCCCCCAACAUUCCUGUGUCUGUCUGGCCCUGAAUGUUUUCAUGUGGCUACUUGGGGACUCAACCCAUUGUUUGAUCCCUUCUCCAGCCCCCCUCCUCCCCGCUCCUCUGCCUGAUAGAGGGAAGAAGAAGAGGAGGGUGGACAGAGAUCCUAGGAUUCUGACUUGCUGCUAUUCUAGAACCCACGCUCCUGGGUUCCCCCAGCCCUCAUUUUCCUUUCCAGUGCCCAUCCUCCUCUCUCCAGUGAUCCAGGCAUCUUGCUACCAGUCUCUUCCCUUUGUUCUCACUGCCAAACUGCCUGUCCUGGGAUCCAAUUAUCUUGGCCCCCUGCACUCUUUACUUGAGUCCCAAACAUUUAAAUUGGGUUUCCAACAGUCCCAGCCUUCACUGCCAGGGUCCCAGUCAGAUUCCAGGCAGUGUUGCCCCAGCUCUGCUUGUUAAUCCUGGCUUAGAGCUCAUCCACUUAUGUAUUUAUAUAGUACUAACUUUUAGUCCUUGCCUGUGAUACGUGAGGUAUUACGGGAAGCCUCCCAACCCAUCUCCUCCCCUCCUGCCCACUCCCCUCAUGCCCUCAAGAGGAGUUAGGAGAGAGAGAAGUCUUUGUCAUUCUCACCUUCAACGGAAAAUGCAAAAAGAAAUAGUCGUGUCCUCUCUCUUCACCCCCUUCUCAUGCUAUCUAGGAUUUCUGACAAAGCUGGCUUCAAGAGUAGUCUUCCAGCUUUGGAGACAGCCCCAACCUAGUCCCAGGGGCCUGGGUUCCUGAGAGAGGCAGGAAAAGGGAGCAAAGAGAUGGGGCUACCUUCCCAUCUUUUACCCCUUUCUUCUUAGGAUUUGAUGUCUUGGCCAGUUCAAAUGUCCAACUCUCUUGGCCCUCCCCGCCCCUUACUGGGAUCUGAAUAUCACUUCCCAGGUCUCUUGCCAUGCACAGUUGCAGAGAUUGGUCAAAUCCAUACCACCAUGGAGAUCUCAUUUAUUGCCACAGAUGCACAAAAUAAAUAACCCAACAUCACAAAA